GCGCUACCAUUCCAGCACUCACAUCCCCGGUGCGACGGAACUAAGCGCACGCGGCCACAACCUCCAAAUAUUAACGUUAGCACUCCCCCGCCCCGCCCCCUGGAAACACACCGACGUUCCUCUCGGGUCGCGGCUCCGAACACCAGCGGCCGCAGCGGGGACGGACCGGCGGGCGGUGAAGUGCAGCCGUUAACGCCACGUCGACUAAAACAAACAAACUAAAGCUUUAACAGUUGUUCCCGUCUUUCUUUUGAUCUGUCGAACCGGAGUUUCACCGCCGUGACACCAUGCUGGACCCGUCCUCCAGCGAAGACACCGGCGGGGAGUCCGACCCAGAAGUUGUCCAGGAGACUCCCAGGAAACCGGCUGCCUCCUCGGCGGGGAAACGCGGGAGCAGCAGCCGGGCGAGCGGCCAGCGGCGGCAGUCCGCCGCACCUGGAGGUGCACCCGGUAAAGGUGCUAAAGAAGGCAACGCCACAGGUGAAGAGGAGGAGGAGAAGAAGGAGCGCGAGCGGAUCCAGAAGGAGGAAGAGGAGAGGAAAAUUAAACUGCAGAUUUAUGUGUUCGUCCUGCGGUGCAUCGCCUACCCGUUCAACGCCAAGCAGCCCACCGACAUGGCCCGGCGGCAGCAGAAGGUGAACAAGCAGCAGCUGCAGGCGGUGAAGGAGCGUUUCCUGGCCUUCCUCAACGGGGAAACUCAGAUUGUGGCGGAUGAAGCUUUCUGUAACGCUGUGAGGAGCUACUAUGAGGGCUUCCUGAAGAGCGAGCGCGUGUCCCGGAUGGUUCAGAGCGGCGGCUGCUCGGCCAACGACUUCCGCGAAGUCUUCAAGAAGAACAUCGAGCGACGCGUCCGCAGCCUCCCGGAGAUCGACGGCCUGAGCAAAGAGACGGUGCUGAGCUCCUGGAUCGCCAAGUACGAUGCCAUCUACAGGGGGGACGAGGACAUGCGUCGUCAGCCACAGCGGGCGCACCUCAGCGCCGUGUCAGAGCUCAUCCUCAGCAAAGAGCAGCUGUACGAGAUGUUCCAGCAGAUCCUCGGCAUCCGCAAGUUCGAGCACCAGCUGCUGUACAACGCCUGCCAGCUGGACAACGUGGACGAGCAGGCGGCUCAGAUCCGCAGAGAGCUGGACGGAAGGUUACAGCUGGCCGAGAAGAUUGCCAGGGAGAGAAGAUACCCAAAGUUUGUAUCUGCUGAUAUGGAGCCUCUCUACGUGGAGGAGCUGCGUUCUGCAGUCAAUCUUCUCAUGGCGAACCUGGAGAGUCUGCCAGUGUCCAAAGGAGGUCCAGACUUCAAACAGAAGCUCAAACGCUCCUCCAUGAACAACUCCUUCCUGGACAUGGGAGAUGAGGGGGACAUCCUGUCCAAGUCUGAUGUCGUGCUGUCGUUUACUCUGGAGAUUGUGAUUGUGGAGGUCCAGGGUCUGAAGUCUGUGGCUCCGAACCGGAUCGUUUACUGCACCAUGGAGGUGGAGGGAGGAGAGAAGCUGCAGACAGACCAAGCUGAAGCCUCCAGACCACAGUGGGGGACUCAGGGCGACUUCAUCACGACUCACCCUCUGCCUUCGGUCAAAGUGAAGCUGUUCACAGAGAGCACCGGGGUCCUGGCUCUGGAGGACAAGGAGCUGGGCCGGGUGGUCAUGAACCCAACCACGAACGGGCCGAAGCAGGCCGAGUUCCACCGGAUGGUCGUCCCCAAGAGCAGCCAGGACACAGAGCUGAAGAUCAAACUGGCCGUCCGCAUGGACAAACCGCCCAACAUGAAGCACAGCGGGUACCUGUACGCUGUGGGACAGAGAGUCUGGAAACGCUGGAAAAGAAGAUAUUUUGUUCUUGUUCAGGUGAGUCAGUACACGUUUGCCAUGUGCAGCUACAGAGAGAAGAAAGCCGAGCCUCAGGAGCUGAUGCAGCUGGAGGGCUACACGGUGGACUACUGUGACCCUCAGCCAGGUCUGCAGGGCGGCCGGGUGUUCUUUAACGCGGUGAAGGAGGGCGACCUAGUGAUGUACGCCUGUGACGAUGAGCAGGACCGGAUGCUGUGGGUCCAGGCCAUGUACCGAGCCACGGGACAGUCCUACAAACCGGUCCCACCGCCGCAGAACAGAACCACAAACUGCAGAGGAGGACUGCAGAAACCAGCGUCCCCCAUCAGUCUGGAUCCGUCUCAGCGUCAGGGGGUGGAGGAGUUGAUCUCUGCAGCUCCAUGUCACUUCGACCACGCCGCCCUCUUCACCAUCUUACAGAAACACACUCUGCAGCACCGCAUGAAUGACUCCUUCUCCUGCCUGGGUUGGUUCAGUCCCGGUCAAGUGUUCGUCCUGGACGAGUACUGCGCUCGGUACGGCGUUCGAGGCUGCCACCGUCACCUCAGCUACCUGAGGGAUCUGAUGGAUUACUCAGAGGACAACGCGCUGGUCGACCCCACGCUGCUGCACUACAGCUACGCCUUCUGCGCCUCCCACGUCCACGGAAACAGGCCUGAUGGGAUGGGGACAGUGACGGUGGAGGAGAAAGACAACUUUGAGGCCGUCAGGGGUCGACUCAUGGCUCUGCUGGAGAACCAGAUCACACAUUUUAGGUACUGCUUUCCCUUUGGACGACCAGAUGGGGCCCUGAAGGCAACACUCUCCCUGCAGGAACGGGUUUUGAUGAAGGACAUCACCACACCUGUUCCUCCAGAGGAGAUGAAGAAACUGGUGCAGAAGUGUCUGGAAAACGCAGCUCGAAUCAACUACGGUCAGCUGAUCGAGUACGCUCAGAUCAAGGUGGACACUCAGGCAGCUCCGGAGAAAAGACUAGAGGACAUGAUGCGACUGGGAGAGCUCUGUAUCGAAGUCCUGCAGCAGAACGACGAACAUCACUCCGAGGCUUUCUCGUGGUGGCCGGAGCUGAUGGCCGAACACGCCGAGAUGUUUCUGUCUCUGUACAAAGCCGACAUGGAUGCCGCUCUGCAGGUCCAGCCUGUCGACUCGUGGGACAGCUUCCCUCUGUUCCAGCUCCUCAACAACUUCCUGCGAACUGACCCUCACCUGUGCAACGGGAUAUUCCACAAACACCUGCAGGACCUGUUCGUCCCCCUGGUGGUGCGCUACAUCGACCUGAUGGAGUCGUCCAUCGCCCAGUCCAUCCACCGCGGCUUCGAGCAGGAGACCUGGCAGUCUGUCAAGUCGUUAACUAACAAUCUAGCGAGCGUUCCUCUUCCCAAAGUCCCCAGCCUCCCUCUCACACUGCCACAGAUGCCCACCUUCUCAGCGCCUGCCUGGAUGGGACCGCUGUGUGAGAACACCUUGCAAGGCAUAAAUCUACCUGACAUCUUCAACGGCUCGGCCAGCUCGGAGGAUUUGUUCUGGAAGCUGGACGCUCUGCAGAUGUUCGUGCUGGACCUCCAUUGGCCAGAGCCCGAGUUCGCAAAACAUCUGGAGCAGAGGCUCAAACUGAUGGCCAGCGACAUGAUGGAGGCGUGUGUCAAGAGAACAAAAUAUGCAUUUGAUUCCAAAAUGCAGAAAGCCAGUAAGUCAACAGACUUCCGGGUGCCGCUGUCUGUCUGCACCAUGUUCAACGUGCUGAUGGACGCCAAGAAGCAGUGCUCCAAACUCUGUGUGCUGGACACCGGUCAGGAGAUUGACAAACAAUGGCAACAGUACCACUCAAAGAUCGAUGUUCUGAUUGACGACACGUUUAAAGAAAUGAUUUCCUCCCUCGUCACAAGGUUUGCUGCUGUUUUGGACGGCGUCCUCUCCAAGCUCUCGAGAUACGAUGAAGGGACAUUCUUCUCUUCAAUCCUCUCUUUCACAGUGAAAGCAGCUGCCAAAUAUGUGGAAGUCCCUAAACCGGGGAUGGAUCUGGCCGACACCUACAUCACCUUCAUACGGCAGAACCAGGACAUCCUCCGAGACCGCGUCAACGACGAGCUGUACAUCGAGACGGUGUUUGAUCAAUGGUACACCGGCUCCAUGAAGGCAGUGUGUGUUUGGCUGACAGACAGACUGGACCUGCAGCUUCACAUGUACCAGCUGAAAACACUCAUCAAGAUUGUGAAGAAGACCUACCGUGACUUCAGGCUGCAGGGCGUCCUGGACGUCACGCUGAACAACAAGAGCUAUGAGACCAUCUACAACCGGCUGACAGUGGAGGAAGCCACAGCGGCCGUCAAGUCGGGCGACGGCCUGCAGGGCAUCAGCAUGAGAGAUAGCGAUGAGGAGGAAGAUUGAGCACACAUCAUCCCUUCACACACACCUGGUUACUACCUGAUCAUCGUCCUCUCCAGCAGAUCAGGACCUUCCAUCACAGUGUGAUUAAUGGUAUAGAUCAAACAUGUGCAGUAGAGGUAACAUGUCAUCGUGACUGGAGGUCCUGAUCAGGUGAGGACGAGCGCUCAGGUAGUCACCCCCCCCUUCCCCUUCCCUCCUCCCUCCUACCCAACCUGUCACAUGCUCAUUGCCCUGACGCUGCUGUACAUGCGUGUUGAAAUCGUGCACGAAUGAGAAUGUACGACAAACAGGAAGUCGAGGUGAGGUGUGGCAUCCGACGGACACUCUGCAGAGACAAACCUCGUCCACCCUCCCUCACCUGCAGGGCAGGAAGCCCCGCCCUCCUCCACGAGCAGCCAUACUCUGAUUGAUGUCACUUUGUACAGUAGAGCUCAGCGAUCGCCGUCAGUGCAGCUCCUUCCUGUGUUUUUUUGUUUUCAUCCACAGUUGUAGCUAAUUGCUCAAAAAGGCUGCGGCAGCUCUGACCCCCCCCCCCCCCCCCAAGUCUGAGCGACCUCGCCGCCUUCAACAUUGUUUUUAACUGACAGCAACGGCAGCAAAAUCACCUAAAGAGAUCUAUUUUUAUUUGACAGGAAGCUUGGAAUUGUAAGGUUCUAUUUGACUGUUUUAAUCAAAGUUAUCCACGGUCACAUCUUUGAAUGUUACUUUGUACUAUUUUUUUAAUAACCAACCUAUUCAGGCUCUUAUCCUUCACUGCUCGUACUGAAGACCUAGAAGUAAUGCACUAUCAUUCUUAUAUAACCCGAAUAAUCAUGAGCAAGGAGGCUGUGAUGACUCCUGCAUUACCCUGUCAGUGUCCUGGGGAUGAGGCGACAGGAAAUCAUGAGUUUAUCUUCUUGAGGGCAAAACGUGGGACAUUGCAUCAAUAUCUUCUCAUUAGGUUUUGAUAUUUCUUGUCCAAAUGAAAAAGAGUUAGGGUUAGUUUGCAGAGGAAAACCAGGACGUUGUUACGAUUCAUCCUCUGGCGAUCAUGAGUGCCACUAGUGCAUUUUGAUUAACUUGCUGUGGACAUGCAGAUCCAACUCGCCCACCAAAAAUACCGUUCUUUGGCCCCCUAGCUGUCCUCCCCUGCACCCCCAUGUUCCCUCGCCUUAGUCGUCGACAAAUCUGCGACUCACAAUUUACAUCCAACGCCAAAGUUUCUAUGAUAGUGUCUUUUAUGUAGCGAGGCAGAACGUAAAGUCAGUGUGGUAAAUGAGUACGUAGCAAGUUCAGCUGUUAUUAUGCUGAGGAAAGAGUUGUUCAGAAGUGUAAUGCAUUCGCUUGAGAAAAAAAGAAUCAGCUGUUUUUUCUUUUCUUCUUCUUUUUAAUUAACAAGAUAAUUAUCUCAGAAUUAUGAGAAAAGUUUUGUUGAAAAAAUUAUCCUCAUUUUUCUAAAAUUAACAAAAUAAUAAUCUUGUAAACUCAGAACAAAAGGAAAAUUUACAAGUUUAUUAACUUGUUAAUUCAGAAAAACAAGAGCAGAUUUUCUUUCAUGAAAACUUUUCUCAAAAUUCUGCGGUAAUGAUCUCAUUAAUUCAGAAAAACAGGUGUCCUUUUUUUUUCAAGUGAAUACAUUACGCCUCCAUAGAUUUGCGUCACAGAUCAAAUUAUUAACAUUAGCUUUUGUUAAUUGCCAUCAGGAUGUUUCCAUUUACUGUUUUGCCCAAACCUUAAAGGAUAUUUGUGGUUUUAUUACAGUUUGGGUCUUUGUAGUUGUGUGCAUCAUUUCUAUUGAUAAUAUAAAAAUUGAACUCAACAAGUUAACAUCUGAGAUAAUACAAUAGGAACACGAGCAGUAGCAGACGAUUUACCCAGGUUAUGUAAACCACUUUGUUUGAAUAUCAAACUAAAAGUGAGCACACCUGAGAUGUUGGUCAUAAAACCGUCCACUGUAAGUACAGUAGGUGAAAACUGUAGCAGGAUGUAGGUCUGUAAACUGUGAUGGAUGUUUACAGUGAUCAAUAAGUAUGUUUUGUCUGACCCGGCGAUUUAUUUCCAACCUGUUCAUCGUCUGACUGCUCAUUUUUCUUUGGCUGUCGCACUUCCAGAGACUUUGAAUGUAGUCGUAGGUCAACCCGGUCUCCGAAAUCGGCGAAAUCUGGCGUUUGUUCAGUGACUUCGGACGUCAGACUCAGACAAAAAAAGCUGUCCUUUCACGUCGGCGUGAUGUAAGGCCAGUCACCACUAUUGUUUAACAGCGUCAGGGGGAAACGCAGUGGGUCAACAACGAAAGUUAAAGGGAUAGUGC
This is a messenger RNA of Epinephelus fuscoguttatus (brown-marbled grouper), 6498 nucleotides long. It is a transcript of the gene cadps2, whose product is annotated as Ca++-dependent secretion activator 2. The coding region runs from base 288 to 4208 and encodes 1306 amino acids. Lineage: Eukaryota; Metazoa; Chordata; Actinopteri; Perciformes; Serranidae. The record is from RefSeq and is a predicted model, not a curated record. Gene Ontology annotation, cellular component: glutamatergic synapse. Gene Ontology annotation, biological process: dense core granule exocytosis; synaptic vesicle exocytosis; positive regulation of exocytosis. The transcript is spliced from 30 exons.